AUGGGCAACUGUACCAAACCGUCUAUGAAAGACAAAAAGAAGGACAGGGAGCUGAGACCGGAGGAGAUUGAUGAGCUCCGUGAGGCCUUUGUGGAGUUUGAUAAACACAAGGACGGCUACAUCAGGCAUAGAGACCUGGGAGAGUGCAUGAGGACCAUGGGAUACAUGCCCACGGAGAUGGAGCUCAUCGAACUGAGCCAGCAGAUCUGUGGAGGUAAAUUGGACUUUGAAGACUUUGUGGAGCUGAUGGGACCCAAAAUGCUGGCAGAGACAGCGGACAUGAUCGGAGUGAAAGAACUGCGGGACGCAUUCAAAGAGUUUGACUCUAAUGGUGACGGUCAGAUAAGUUUAACUGAGCUGCGUGAGGCCAUGAAGAAGCUGAUGGGGGAACAAGUGACCAACAGAGAGAUAAAUGAGAUCCUUCGAGAUGUUGAUCUCAACGGAGAUGGUUUGGUGGACUUUGAGGAGUUUGUGCGAAUGAUGUCACGCUGA
This is a messenger RNA of Scomber scombrus (Atlantic mackerel), 492 nucleotides long. RefSeq names its product calcium binding protein 2b (gene cabp2b). The transcript has 6 exons. Gene Ontology annotation, molecular function: calcium ion binding. NCBI's taxonomy places the organism in Eukaryota, Metazoa, Chordata, Actinopteri, Scombriformes, Scombridae. Bases 1 to 492 code for a protein of 163 amino acids. The record is from RefSeq and is a predicted model, not a curated record.